Molecule: messenger RNA, 1674 nt
Organism: Cladophialophora yegresii CBS 114405
Lineage: Eukaryota; Fungi; Ascomycota; Eurotiomycetes; Chaetothyriales; Herpotrichiellaceae
Exons: 1
Coding region: 1-1674 (557 amino acids)
Biological process (GO): proton transmembrane transport
Cellular component (GO): membrane
Molecular function (GO): antiporter activity
Source: RefSeq, a predicted model, not a curated record
AUGGCUACCGCCGACGAAGUAGCAUUGCCAUAUCACGAGCCAGGUAUCGUCACUAUCUUGACUCUGGUCUCAUUUAUACUGUUGCUUAACGUCGCCAACCAUAUCAUCGAUAAGAUACUUUACUGUGGCCUCCUCGUGCAGCUGUUCCUCGGUAUUGGGUGGGGAACUCCUGGAGCAAACUGGCUCGGCCGGGAUUUUGAGCAUGUUGCCGUUAACCUGGGAUAUCUUGGGCUUCUCCUUAUUGUAUACGAAGGAGGAUUGAUGACCUCUUUUAAGGCUCUGAAAGACAACGUUCUCUUAUCGCUUGGUGUCGCAAUCACUGGUAUUGCUCUUCCAAUCUCGGCUUCCUAUAUUCUGGUCACCCUAGUGGAGGCAACACCGUUACAGGCAUUCGCCGCAGGAGCUGCGCUAUGCUCUACGAGUUUAGGAACAACAUUUACUGUCAUGAAGGCCAGUAGCUUAUCUACCACCAAGAUGGGCAUCGUGCUUACAAGUGCGGCAAUGAUGGAUGAUGUUGUUGGACUUGUGAUGGUCCAAGUCAUCUCUAAUUUAGGAGGCACAUCUUCCUCCUUUAGCGCCGUUACCAUUGUACGACCCAUUUGCGUCUCAAUAGGUUUCGUGUGCGCCGUCCCGCUGGCAGCUCGCUUCAUUGUCCAACCGUUUACGACUUGGUUGAACGGUAAACGGACAACUAGCCCCACUGGCUAUAUUAACUACGUGCUAACUCGGGAUACAACUGCUCUGAUUAUUCACACGGCGAUCCUGGUUUGUCUGAUAACCGCAACAACUUACGCUGGUACUUCAAACUUAUUCGCAGCCUACCUAGCCGGUGCAUCAAUCAACUGGUGGGACAACACCCUCUCACACCCAACUUUUCAUGGGUCUGGCAGAAAUCUUUCGAUCGAUCACACCGACCGCUCCCAGUCUAUGUUGAGCGCGCCAUCUAGCACAUCUGGAAUCGAGGUUUUCAAACGCUUCUUCUACCAACCACUUCAGCGGAUUCUAAAACCACUAUUCUUUGCAUCCAUUGGCUUCUCAGUACCUAUCACCCGCAUGUUCACCGGCGGUGUCAUCUGGCGUGGGGUCAUUUAUACGAUAUUCAUGUUCAUUUCUAAAUUUGCGUGUGGCUUUUGGCUCAUGCGCCUGCCUGGUCUGGCAGCCGGUGUCUUAGGGCUGAAACGAAGCUCUAACACAGAGAAGAAGCUUACAGGUGCUAACAAGAUAGGAGCCACAGCCGCAGCAGCUGGUUCGGGUAGCGUCUCGGACCCUCAGAAAGCAUCUUUAGACGACUUGCCAGCGCCAAAGUCUUCUGCUAUACCAGAGAAAAAGCAAUCUGCGUCACGACAGAGCAAUGAGGGUCGCGUUCGCACCAGGUCCACGGUCACUUCCACCUUGAAACCCAUAUCACUUUAUCCUGGCUGCAUCGUAGGAAGCGCCAUGGUAGCCCGCGGUGAAAUCGGGUUUCUUAUCUCCGCGCUUGCGGAAAGUAAUGGCAUUUUCGGUGGUGAACCCAAUGCUUCCAUCUUCUUGAUUGUUACGUGGGCAAUUAUGCUGUGCACUAUUGUAGGACCGGUAAUUGUUGGAACAUUGGUGGCAAGAGUUAAAAAAAUGGAGGGUAGAGCAGGAGAAGGGCAGGGCCGAGAAGGAGUGCUGGGAGAAUGGGGUGUUCGCUGA